AUGUUGACGCUAACAUCAGAGAUGUUCCCUGUCCCUGUACAUCAGCGCCAGCUACAAAACGCAGCAGUCGACAUGUCAUCUGUGCCACAAUUACAGUCAGCCGGAUCAGUAGCCGGCGCUGGCCCGGAUGAGGUGUACCAGCAUGGCACGAUCGGGACAUUUCUGCGACAGGAAUUGGAAGGUGGAUUUUCCAGCUUUAUUCGCUGUGUUUACCAAGCGAAACGAGUCAACAACAACACAGUGACGCUGGUAUGCGAACGCGACCAAGGCUGCUGCGAGCACGGGUGUUGUCCGAAAGACCAGCACUGGAUGGCUGGAGUCUAUGUGCUCCUAGCGUUCGUGCUGUUGGUUUUCAUAGUUGGUACCGUGCUGAUGAUUGUCUGCUAUCAGAGAUCGAAAAAUAAGCAGCGUAAAGAACAACGGCAAGCAAUGGAAUACAGUGGAUAUGCAGCUUCACAGGUUGGUGUACCCGGAGCGUACUCCUCGUAUGGCGGUCCGACAUACUAA
This is a messenger RNA of Necator americanus (New World hookworm), 507 nucleotides long. RefSeq lists its product as uncharacterized. Lineage: Eukaryota; Metazoa; Nematoda; Chromadorea; Rhabditida; Ancylostomatidae. The transcript is spliced from 7 exons. The coding region runs from base 1 to 507 and encodes 168 amino acids. The record is from RefSeq and is a predicted model, not a curated record.